UCUCAAAGUUUCCAUGGCGGGGGAUGGGCUCUGGGUGAUCUCGAUAGCGAGGACGCAUUAUGUCGAAUCCUAUGUGGUGCUGUGCCAACUGUGCUUGUUUCGGUAAACUACAGACUAGCACCGGAGCACAAAUAUCCCACUUCCCUUGAUGACUGUGAAAUUGCCUACAAGUGGGCUGUGGACAAUGCGGACAUGUUUCACGGGGACAGAAGCCGAUUCUACUCCAUAGGAGGAUCAGCAGGGGGCAACCUGGCCAUUGCAACGGCUUUGAGGAUCCUUGAAUGGGAAGAACCGAGCAUCAAUAAGGGUAUUGUGGGGAUCGCACCAAUUACCAUUGAUCCCUCUGUCGUACCUGCUGAAUUCAAAGAACGAUUCGAAAGAUCCCUGGCAAACAAUAGAGACUCAUCUAUGAUUGACCUACAAGCUAUGGAGACUUUUCGGGCUGCGUACGGUGUCACAUCAAGAUCAGAUCCGUUCUAUUCGGUGCUUCUCCAUAAGAAUGUGGCGGCUCUCCCGACAACUUAUCUUGUCGCGUGUGAGAAAGACCCACUUGGCGAAGACCCUCGGAUUUUUCACGAGAUCCUCUUACGGUCUGGAAUCGCAAGUAGACUGGAUUACUAUGAAGGCUAUCCUCAUUAUUUUUGGACAUUCCCCGUACAGAAAACAGGGGAGUUUAUGGAGAAUCUCAUAUCUGGGGUAAAAUGGGUUAUUGAGUCGAUGCAUUAG
Penicillium daleae is the source of this 726-nucleotide messenger RNA. Its product is annotated as alpha/beta hydrolase. The transcript has 4 exons. The record is from RefSeq and is a predicted model, not a curated record. Gene Ontology annotation, molecular function: hydrolase activity. NCBI's taxonomy places the organism in Eukaryota, Fungi, Ascomycota, Eurotiomycetes, Eurotiales, Aspergillaceae. The annotation marks the transcript as partial.